AUGAUAGUUUGUUUAGUAUUACAAUUUAUUUUAUUAAUAUGUAUUAAUAUAUUAUUAGCUCAAGAUACAAAUAAUUGUAAAAAUGAGAUGAAUAAAUUUUUUGAACAUAAUGAAGAUGUACAAAUAUUAAAUAUUUAUAAAAAUCUUAAUUUUUCAAUUAAUAAUUCAGAAUUUAGAGAAGGAUACUAUGAUUUAGAAUAUACAAAUGAUGAAAUAUUAAAUAAAAAAAAGUUAGAUGUUAUUCUUAUACCACAUUCUCAUUGUGAUGCUGGUUGGUUGCAAACAUAUGAAAGUUACAGUUAUCAAACAGAUAAAAUUCUCCAAAAUGCCCAAAAAUAUUUACCUAUGUAUGAUAAGAUGAAAUUUAUCUAUGCUGAGAUGGGUUUUUUUGAAAUUUAUUGGAGUAAAUUAAAUAAUAAAGAUAAAGAUAGAGUAAAAAAAUUAAUUCAUUCAGGAAGAUAUGAAAUAGUAACUGGUGGAUGGGUACAAAAUGAUGAAGCUAAUUCAUUUUAUUAUGGUAUAUUAAUGCAAUUAAUAGAAGGACAUGAAUUUUUAAAAAAUCAUCUUGAUUAUAAACCAAAAAAUCAUUGGUCAAUUGAUCCAUUUGGAUUAUCAACAACAAUGGCAUAUAUUAUGAAAAAUUCUGGUUUAAAUAAUGCUGUUAUUAGUAGAACUCAUUAUAUGAUAAAAAAAAUAUUUUCUCAAGAAAAGUUGUUUGAAUUUAAUUGGAGACAAUUAACUGGUGGAAAAGAAAAAGAUGAUUUAUUUACACAUGUUUUACCAUAUGAUGGAUAUCUUUUUUAUGAACAUUGUGGACCUAAUUCUACUAUUUGUUGUAGUUUUGAUUUCUUAAGACUUCAUGCAUAUUCAUGUCCAAAAAUAAAACCAACUCCAAUAACCAAAGAAAAUAUUAAUGAAAAAUCAGAAAUAAUUGGUGAUCAAUUUAGAAAAAGAGGUCUUCUUAUGAAUAAUAGUGCAACUUUUAUACCAUUAGGAUAUGAUUUUGCCUGGUCAUUUCCUUCAGAAUGGGAAGAUCAAUAUGUUAAUUUUCAAGCUAUUUUUGAUUAUAUUAAUAAAAAUGAUAAAUUUAAUAUGAAUAUUCGAUGGGGAACAUUACAAGAUUAUUUUGAUACAGUUCAUAAUAAUAUAAAAGAAUUAAAUCAACAACCAAAAACUUUGUCAGGAGAUUUUUUUACUUAUUCAGAUAAAGAACAAAGAUACUGGUCAGGAUAUUAUGUUACAAGACCAUUUCAUAAACGUUUUGAAAGACUUUUAGAACAUUAUCUUAGAGCAGCAGAUAUAAUUUAUAGUUCUGUUUUAAUUAAGAAUGGUCCUGUUAAUAAUUUAAAUUAUAAUCUUAUUGUAAAAUCACGAAGAACAUUGGCAAUAUUUCAACAUCAUGAUGGAAUAACAGGUACAUCUAAAAGUAAUGUAAUGGAUGAUUAUAGAGACAAAUUGUUUAAUGCUGUCAAAAACUGUUAUGAAGUUAUUGAAAAAAGUAUUUCAUAUAGUAUAAAUUAUAAUAAUAGUGUUGAAAUAAUUAAUAAAAUUAAAUCAUCAAAAAGUUAUGAAGAAAAUAAUAUAAUUAUUGAAAAUAAAACAAUUAUUAUUAUGAAUCCAUUAGGACAGGAAAAAAAUAAAAUUGUUUGUUUAAAAGUUCCAUCAACUGAUUAUUAUAUUCUUAAUGAUGAUUGGAGAAUUCCUCAACAAGAAUAUCAUCCUGUUAUAGAAAAUUUAAAUAAUACAAAAGAAAUUGAUUUAGAUGUUAGUGGAUUUAAUUUAUGUUUUGAAGUUUUACUUCCUCCAAUUGGAUUAGUUUCAUAUAAAAUUGAAAAAGGUAUCAUGUAUAAACCUCCAAUAGCAGAAAUUAAUGUUUUAAAAGCUAAAGUUAAAAGUGGUGUUUUUAAAAUAUCAAAUGAAAAUAAAAAUAAUAAAAUAAGUAAUUCUUUUAUAGAUAUUAUAUUUAAUCCUAAAACAGGAUUUAUUGAUUCAAUUAAUGGUACUAAGAUAGAUUUACAUUUUGGAAAAUAUGGAAUGUCAUCAAAAGGUACACCAUCUGGAGCAUAUAUAUUUAAUCCUGAUGGUCCAUCAAAAAGAAUAAAUGAAGAUGAUAAUAUAUUUAUUGUAUCAAAAGGAAUAUUAAAAUCAACAGUUUUUGUUAAAGGUUCCAAUGAAAUAAAUUUAUAUCAUACAUAUGAAAUCAACAAAUUUGAUAAAUCUAUUUCUAUUCAAAAUUCAAUUGACAUAUCAUCUUUGAAAGAUUUUGAAUUAGUUAUGAAAUUUAAUACAUCAAUUAAUAAUAGAGACAUUUUUUAUACAGAUUUAAAUGGUUUUCAAAUUAUAAAAAGAAGAUAUCUACCUGAAAUGCCAAUUCAAGGAAAUUUUUAUCCAUUCCCUAGUAUGAUGUAUAUUGAGGAUAAAAAUAAAAGAUUAAGUAUUGUGACGGGGCAACCAUUAGGAGUUUCAUCAUUAAAUAAUGGUGAAAUUGAAAUUUUAAUUGAUAGAAGAAGUACACAUGAUGAUGAAUGUGGUAUGGGUGAAGGGAUUCAAGAUACUUUAAAAGCUUGGUCUAAAUUUUCAAUAGUAUUGGAAGAUUUUAUAGAUAAUCAGAUAAAUAUAAAUGCUCUUACAGGUUUUGUUUCUAGAUUGACACAUAAUUCUUUACAUUCAUUAUUAUAUCCACCUAUAAUAAUGACAACAUCAGGAAUGAUUAAUUUAAAUAAUGUCACAAAUUUUUCAAUGUUCAAAAAAGAACUUCCAUGUGAUAUUCAUCUUGUAAUGGCACGAUCAAUGCUAAAAAAAGAAGAUUAUGAUAAAAAAGAUAAAAACAAAGAAGUUAUUAGGGAACCAACUAAUGAAGUAGCCUUUAUUUUUAAUCGUUUUAUUGAUGAUUGUCGGAUUUAUGACAAAAAUAACAAUAAUAAAAUUUGUAAAGAUAACCAAACAGGAUAUUUAAACUUUACUCACUAUUUUAAUAUUAAUUAUAAAUCAAUAAAUGAUGCUUCAUUAACCCUAUUAAACAUUUCAAAUCAAACAAUUUCCGAUAUGAUUAUCGGAAAGCAGGAAAUAAAAAGUAUCAAAAUAACUAUAUAA
Strongyloides ratti is the source of this 3093-nucleotide messenger RNA. Its product is annotated as Alpha-mannosidase 2x. The transcript has 2 exons. Gene Ontology annotation, cellular component: Golgi membrane. Gene Ontology annotation, biological process: N-glycan processing; mannose metabolic process; protein deglycosylation. Lineage: Eukaryota; Metazoa; Nematoda; Chromadorea; Rhabditida; Strongyloididae. The record is from RefSeq and is a predicted model, not a curated record. Gene Ontology annotation, molecular function: alpha-mannosidase activity; carbohydrate binding. Bases 1 to 3093 code for a protein of 1030 amino acids.